Messenger RNA from Eriocheir sinensis (Chinese mitten crab), 2142 nucleotides. RefSeq lists its product as uncharacterized. Gene Ontology annotation, cellular component: membrane. The transcript has 9 exons. The record is from RefSeq and is a predicted model, not a curated record. The coding region runs from base 1 to 2142 and encodes 713 amino acids. Gene Ontology annotation, biological process: monoatomic ion transport. Lineage: Eukaryota; Metazoa; Arthropoda; Malacostraca; Decapoda; Varunidae. Gene Ontology annotation, molecular function: extracellular ligand-gated monoatomic ion channel activity; protein binding.
AUGGCUUUGUCCUUGCCGUCCCUGCCGGACGUCUCAAUUGUCGGAAAUGUUAUAUCGGGGGUCGGGAUCAGCAUUCUCAGACACAUCCGCCAAAGAAUAUGGUCCCAGUUUCUCACGUCCCUCUCUUUACCUUCUGCAGGAGCCAAGGAGGUGGGCGUGGUGAGGUUCCAGACGGGCAGCGUGGCCACUACAGAGUCACUGCUGGACACGGGCCUCGGAGCUCUCCCCACGCUGCGCCAGGCAACGCUGUCGCUGCACCUGAAACUCCGUCGCUUCACCUCACACAUCCCGCUGAUCAACUACGCCGUGGAGGACGCGAACGAGGAGCUCUUUGUGGAGCUGGUGCCCAAGAAGAAGAACAUGCACGUGCAGUGUUGCGGCGGCAUGAUCUCCCAGGCCAUCAAGCUCACUCCCAAGAUGUUCCGAUGGCAGCACAUAUGUGUGUCCCUCAACCUGGACACCCGUGUGUUAUACGUCAUCCUCGACGACCUGGAGUACCGAAUCGACCUCAAAAUGCCUGGUCCAGGCAUGAGCUCGAGAACUCGGCUGGAGGUGGUCGGUGGCGGCCGUCUGGUGGUGGGCCAGAAGCUGUACUCUCUUGCCGGGGAUUUCGUCGUGCUGGAGACCCUGGACGGCGAGGUGGGUGACUGGCGGCUGUACGACACGGCCCUCGAGCCCGUCCAGAUGAAGGAGCUGGUCGCCUGCCGCGAAGUCAGUGACCUGCGGGCGCCGAUAAUCGACUUGGGAAGCGGCCACUUCAAGGUGCUGGGCCACACCACCAGGCGCAACAUAACGCUGGCCGAGAUCUGCAGCGACAGGGUCUCGGGCUUCUACCUAUUCUUCCCGCAGAAGACGGCGUUCAGCAAAGCUUUCUCCUGGUGCCGCAAGCUCAAGGGCAACCUCAUCCUGCCGCAGGAAAACGUCACCAACGCCUACUUAUUUGACCGCUUCGUCAGCUACAAGGACGAGUGUGACGACAUCUGGACGCACCUCUUCUGGAUCGGCUCCCGCGGCAACCUGACGAGCCUCAAGUGGCAGCGGGUGACAGACGGCGAGCUCGUCACGUGGCACCCCUUCCUGAGGGAGUACCAAAUCGUCACGCAGGAGUUCCAGUGCAUCGCCGUGGUCACCCACGACCCCUACAAGUGGGCGGCGUGCCCCUGCGACAUCGAGAUGUGUGUCGUCUGCAACUUUACCACCCACCCAGAAAUGCGGCUGCGCGGCCUCUGCAGGGACUCCAUCUUCGACAGACUCUUAUCCUUCCGCGACAACAAGGACUACAAGCUGACCUUCGACGGCCUGGCCCACGUGAUGAUGGAGGAGCAGAACGGCACGUGGGUCAUGCGGAGCCGCCUAUACCCAACCCUGAGGGCCCGCAUGGUGGCCCAGUGGGUGGGGCAGUACCCGGUGGGCGUCCACAAGUGGCUCAUCGAGGGUGACAGAUGCCGCCAGAGUGAGGUUGAGCUGCUGCUGACGUCUUGCCACAACAACGAGUACACAUGCAAUGACGGGUCGUGCAUCCAGAAGAGCCGCCGCUGUGACCUGAGCGUGGACUGUGACGACCAGAGCGACGAGAUGGACUGCUCGGUGGUGGACGUACCGAAGGGUUAUGCCGCCCAGCUGCCGCCGCCCACCUACAAGGGCACGUCGCUGCCCAUCUUCUUCGCCAUCAACAUCACAUCGGUGAGGAGGUUCGACUUGGCGUCCUUCACCAUCGCCAUCGACGCGUACAUGAGGAUGCAGUGGAGGGACCGCCGCCUCCAGUACAACAACCUGCUGGCCAACCUGCGGGCCAACAAGCUGCGGGAGUGGCGGGAGGUGUGGACGCCGCAACUGGAGGUGGAGGACGGUACUAAGAGCGCCGUGGAAGCAACGACACACUCUCGCGCAGCCUACGUGGUGCGGAACUCUCUGCCGUUGCCCGACGAUGACACCACCAUCAAGGAAGACGUCGACUACAGCGGCGAAGACAACCCACUGGUGUACGUGGACGAGGCUACGCUCACCUUCAAGUGUUAUUUCGAGCUCAUGAUGUACCCGUUCGACCGCCAGCGCUGCUCCAUUAGGUUCAAGAUCCAGGACCUGACGGAGGAGUUCGGAGUGCUGGUGCAGGACAGCAUGUGGGUCAUCUUAGGCCACUAG